This is a messenger RNA of Frankliniella occidentalis (western flower thrips), 4432 nucleotides long. RefSeq names its product microphthalmia-associated transcription factor (gene Mitf). Lineage: Eukaryota; Metazoa; Arthropoda; Insecta; Thysanoptera; Thripidae. Gene Ontology annotation, biological process: regulation of transcription by RNA polymerase II. Gene Ontology annotation, cellular component: nucleus. Gene Ontology annotation, molecular function: DNA-binding transcription factor activity, RNA polymerase II-specific; RNA polymerase II cis-regulatory region sequence-specific DNA binding; protein dimerization activity. The record is from RefSeq and is a predicted model, not a curated record. The transcript is spliced from 10 exons. The coding region runs from base 18 to 1931 and encodes 637 amino acids.
AAAGCGGCUGUCAUGAGAUGAUGACGAGAGGUGCCCCGCCCCACCCGCCCCUGCCGCAGCAGUUCUACCCCCAGGACCCGCAGCUGCACGUACAGCCUCCGCUGCCUCCGCAGCCGCCGCCCGACCCGGCAGCGGCUCUAUCGAAAAAUGACCUCAACGGAGAGCAGCUGUUCCUGCUCCAUCAGAUGCAACAGCUCCAGCAGCAGGAGCAGGAGCAGCAGCAGCAGCAGGAGCCGCGGCAGGAAGACCUGCAGCAGGACCUCGGCGACAUGAUCGAGAAGCUCAUCCUGCAGGGCGCCGACAGCCCGCGCUCCAUCCGCGUGCACGUGGGCAUCGAUGAGGACCUCAAGAUGAUCCUGGACAUGGACCCCAGCAUCGUGGACAUGGUGCCGCCGGUGGCGCCGCCCGCGCCGCCCGCACCCAACCCCCCACAGCAGACCACCCCCAGGGCGAGUCGGCUGCCACCCAGAGGGCCGCCCUCGUUCAAGCACUCGUCGUUGCCGCUGCGCACCCAGAUGAAGCAGCAGCUGAUGCGGGAACAGCAGAUGCAGCAGGAGCGGCUGGAGCAGCGGAUGCAGCUGCAGCAGCAGCAGCAGCAGCAGCAGGAGCGCCAGGCGGCCGAACCGCCCCGCCCGCCCAUCAACAUCGGCGUGGACGUGCCGCAGUCCGUCUUCCAGGUGCAGACGGUGCUGGAGAACCCCACCAAGUACCACGUCCUGGAGCGGAGCAAGCACCAGGUGCGGCAGUACGUGCAGGCCAGCCUCCAGCAGAGCCAGCAGGGCCAGCAGGCGGCGGCGGAGGCCACCCCCUCGGCGACCACCGCAGCUGGUGCUGCUGUUGCUGCCGACGCCGACCCCCGGCAGGGCCACCCUCCCAACGAGGACUCUGGUGGGCAACGGUCCUCCGCGGCCACCCCUGCCCUCUCCCGGCUGACGGGCACCUUGUCCGAGGUGCUGGGCGCCGCCGAGGCCGUGAUGGGCGUCCGCACGCUACCGCCGGCGCGCGAGCAGUCCGGCGCCAACGUCUCCUCCACCGUGAGCAGCUCGGUGUGCUCCGCGGCCAGCGCCGCCACCUCCGCGCCGUCCGUCGCCACUAGCGCGUCCGAGGCUGACGUGGACGUCCUGGACGAUUUUCUGUCCUGCGAUGCGGCGACCCUAGAGGAGAAGAUUAAACUCGCUGACAGCGCUGCCGACCUUUCUCUGGACCUGCAGGAUGACACGGACAGCGUGUACAGCCUGCUGGGGCUGCGGAGGCCUGGCUCCUGCCCGGACAUGGACCUCUCCCUCUCCGACGUGCCGCUCUCGUCGGUCAAGCAGGAGCCGCAGCACCUCAGCGACGCGGAGAUCAACGCCAUCGCCAAGGACCGGCAGAAGAAGGACAACCACAACAUGAUCGAGCGCCGGCGGAGGUUCAACAUAAACGACCGCAUAAAGGAGUUAGGGACGCUCCUGCCGAGGACCAACGACCCGUACUACGAGGUGGUGCGCGACCUGCGGCCCAACAAGGGCACCAUCCUCAAGUCCUCGGUGGACUACAUCAAGGUCCUGAAGCACGAGGUGCAGCGUCUCAAGCAGUCCGAGACGCGGCAGAAGCUGCUGGAGACCCAAAACAGAAGGCUGGCUCACCGAGUCCAGGAACUGGAGAACCUCGCGAGAAGCCACGGCCUGCAGUACAGCGACUGCAGCUGGCAGUCCACCCCCACCUCGUACCUGCAGGACUCGUCUCAUCUGCACAAGAUGCCCGACGUGGUGACGGAGGCCGCGAUCACGCUGAGCUCCGCGGCCCUGGACGACCUGAUGGAGGACGACCACCCCGUCACGGGGGACCCCAUGCUCUCCGCACACCUGUCGUCGCCGGACGGCGUCAGCGACCCGGACGACAUCUCCGUGGAAGACUGUCUCGUCGGCCCCGACAUGGACCUGGGGGUAUGACCCCGGGGGUGAGGGGGCCGCGGGCGGGGCCGUUAGGGGACCCAGAGCCAAGACUUGUUCAGUGUGAGUGCGCGAGGACGUUGUGAGACGCCGUGGACUCCGCUGCCGCGACCACCACCGCCUGCUCCCGGAGGAGGGGGCGUGCCCUGGAGGCCCAGUGAGAAGCCUUUGCCGCUAGACGUCGAAUGCAUGUCCAUCAACCCCCAGUCAGAAAUGGAUUUCGGGAGGACAUCGAAAAGAUGUCGAAACGAUGUCACAGUCGUCUUUACCUCGCGUCGUUUCGAUUUCAGCGCGGCACUUAGGACCUCGUUUCGUUUUCCCAUUGAUAUCGUUCAAAAUGUCAUUUCAUACUGGUUUGUACGCCCGCUGUGGUCUAAAUGUCGACGUCAUUUCGACUUUCGAUGUCUGACCGACAUCGCAUCGACGUGGGAUGUUUCUCACUGGAGGGAGGCUCUGUCACCAUGUAAUUUAAUGUAAACUUUUAUAUGUAUGUCUCUAUGAUGAUUGUCUGUGAUGGCGGUUCGGCCGGCAAAUACAACUACCCCUGCCAAAUUGGAAAGAAAAAAAAAACGACAACACCAACAACAUUCGGCCGAUGCGGGGAGCUGAGCGACCCGAGCCGCGGCCCAAACCUGUCCCACCAUCAGACCGUCUUGUGUCUGUCCUUUUUGUUUGUGUGUUCGGUUGUUGUUUAUAUUUUGGUAAUAUCUAACAUCGUGUCCAAAGCUCAGGAGCGCUCUCAAAUGCGGUCCAAUCUUAAACACGUUUUACACAGGGAUUUCAGUAACUCUUACAAAACAUUCCUGUACAAAGUGAUGUUAGUUUUAAAUAUUGAUGCAGGUGAUUUUUGCUUGUGGAUGCUCAGCUAAAUAGUGUGUGAUAACGUUAAUCUCUUUCGGUAUUUUUUCUUACGUUGACCUUGAUGCGCUGUGCACUCUUCAAAAUAUUUUAAGAGGCCUCCCCCCAAAUCCCAAUUAAAAGUUUUAACAGUACCUAGAAUCACCAAAUACAUGUUUGGAUUGUGCCCUACUGAACUGUCCGAAUUACUGUACUGGCCACUGCUCUGUUGCUCGGAUAUUUUGUAUCUAAUCUACAUCCCUUCUAUCUUCUGAUAGGAUUUUCCAUGUAGUGUAAUGAUUGUAGUGAUGAGGUGCGAGUCACAUAAUAUGUACAGCACCAACAAAAAUGAGUACAAAAUGUAAUUGCAUAACUAUGGGGUUUUCGAGUUCGAUAAUACCUUCGGCGCAAUUGUUGACAUCAGUCUUUUCAAUGUCAUAAGUACAUGUCUAACAGGCGCCUACUGACUUGUUAAUUUUUACCCGAUGUCUAGAAAAUUAUUGUUUCAGUGUUCUAUAUUGUAAGAGUUAACAUUGGGAGCUUUUGGAAGAAACCCGUUUGUUUUAGUCUGUUCGGUCUCGCUAGUCGACUGUUGAAGUCUUCGUGUUUACGAAGUAGUUCAACUCAGGGAAGCAACUGUCUUCGUCUUUUUGUUACCAGCGCAGUCUAUAAAUACAUUUCUGGUCAAACCGCGCUUACCACGCAGAUACUAGACAAUAAUUACCUUGUCUAGUCUAUAUAAAGGCAUCAUACCAGUGUCCUUAUAGGUGCUCUUGAAUGGAAGUGCAGAUUUCUUACUUUUGUCAGUCUUUUCGGUUUCGCUUUUUCGAGGGCGAGAGGCGCCUGCGAGCGGCGUCCUUGCCAAGUGACAUCAGACCAUUUGAUCCUACUGCGGAGGGAAGCCGCCACAGCUGGCGCGGCGGUUGCGUCAGUCUGAGGCACUAUCGCACAGCGAAAGCCGAAUGAAAUGUUUUGCCUGGCAAAAGAAUAAAGGGCGCGCUCUCCUCAGAGAGGAGGCCGAGCGACGCGAUCGAAAGCCAAGUCGAAAGCUCGAAGUUACGUGUCUCUCUGAGACAUGGCCUAGCCUAUCCCUUACCCGGGACUUGAUGAAUGGCAAGGCAAGGCGUGCUUGUAAUUUUCAUUUGAACUUGGCCAUGGUUCUUUGUAACGCGCGGGCCCUUAAGUUUGACGUUUUCUGCCUUCAUUUUCAAAUUAGUUUCAGCACUUAUUUUUAACGUCUGCGGGAUUGUUACUAGUGUGCCACGAGAUAUAUUUUCCGUUACACGGGGAUACCAAGUUGUUGAUUGUUAAUUCAGAAGUGGGGGAUGAAAAUAAAUUUAAGAUAGUUCCUCGAGUGUCUAUCAACCAUUGUUGCAAUUAUAUCCACCUCAGUAUUGUUGAAAAAUAUGAUUUUGGAACGUGGCGGUAAAUUUUAAGUUGUAGAGAUAGUGUAAGUGUAAAUAAUAAGUUAUGUCUUUUUAAAAGUGUAUGUUAAUGUCCUCAUCCAACUGCCAAAACACUCAUAUUGCACCUGUUAUCAAGCCAUUUUAGCAUUUUGUUUUGUUGAAAAAGUCACUUUUUAUCAUUUGCUAUAGUUUUUGUCGUAGACUUAUGCGCGGUGCUGAAGUACCUUCUUGUCAAAUAAACUGUCAUAGUUUCAUAAA